This is a messenger RNA of Diorhabda sublineata, 618 nucleotides long. Its product is annotated as cuticle protein 79-like. The coding region runs from base 1 to 618 and encodes 205 amino acids. The record is from RefSeq and is a predicted model, not a curated record. Lineage: Eukaryota; Metazoa; Arthropoda; Insecta; Coleoptera; Chrysomelidae. The transcript is spliced from 3 exons.
AUGAGGUUCAUUGUCUCGAACAUCCUCUUUGGUCUAGUCUUAGGAUUUGCCAGUGCCGGCUACGAAAACGGACACCAAGACUUAGGAGGAGGCCUUGAACAAGGAGGCGGUCAUGACCUUGGAGGCGGACAAAAUUAUGGUGGUGGUUAUAAUACAGGAGGAGGAAACGAUCUAGGAGGUUAUGGGGGUGGACACGAAAGCUGGCAGCCGGUUGCUGAGGAACAUGAUCAUAUACCAACUAAAACAAUCGAACACACUCAAGCAGUACCAGUACAUGUGGUGAAGAAAGUUGGCGUACCAGUACCACACCCAGUAGGAGUUCCAGUACCACAAGUUGUGAAAGUUCCCGUUCCUCAGCCUUACGCUGUCCACGUAUCUGUACCACAGCCCAUUGCAGUACCGAUUUACAAGUUGGUACCCCAAGAAAUUGAAAAGAAAGUGCCUAUAACAGUGGAAAAGUUAGUACCAGUAUACGUAGACAAACCAUACAAAAUCGAAAUCGAGAAACAUCAUCCUGUAUACGUUAAUCAACCUUAUCCCGUACACGUACCUGUCUACAAACAUGUUUUACACACGACGAAACAUGGUGGUGGCGACGAAAAACAUGGAUGGAAUUAG